Entelurus aequoreus (snake pipefish) is the source of this 2395-nucleotide messenger RNA. Its product is annotated as E3 ubiquitin-protein ligase Midline-1-like. Lineage: Eukaryota; Metazoa; Chordata; Actinopteri; Syngnathiformes; Syngnathidae. Bases 287 to 2347 code for a protein of 686 amino acids. Gene Ontology annotation, molecular function: protein binding; zinc ion binding. The record is from RefSeq and is a predicted model, not a curated record. The transcript has 10 exons.
CAAGGGAGGAAGCAUGUCAUGAGAGGUGAUGACACAGCUGUGGAGCCGUGGCCACAUCCUCGCUAAGUCUCAGCUUGGCUACCGGCGGCGACUGCUUUUGGCCUCCCCCCUACCAGCGCCACAGGAAAGAGAGUCAAAGAUAGCGCACCUUCAAGCUUAUCUAUCGCUUCCUCUCUGUUCUGUUGUUUGUGGAUGAUGGGAUUUUAACCAUGUGGAAGAUACCUGAGAGCUUCCCCUGGAUUUUGCUGACACUGCGCCUUGUCCCGCCUGGCCUCCCCUGAGCAGGAUGGACACUCUGGAGUCAGAGUUGACCUGCCCAAUCUGCUUGGAGCUCUUUGAGGACCCUCUGCUGCUCCCCUGCGCCCACAGCCUGUGUUUCGGCUGUGCUCACCGCAUCCUCGUCUCGCACUGCUCCACCAACGAAUCGGUUCAAAGCAUCGGCGCCUUCCAGUGCCCCACGUGUAGAUAUGUUAUUUCCCUGAGCCCCGAGCGCGGACUUGAAGGACUAAAGCGAAACGUGACCUUGCAGAACAUCAUCGACAGAGUUCAGCGGGCCUCAUCUUCGGCUGGGCUCCCUCUGCCUGCACCCCAAAGCGGACCGAACUCCCCCGGCGAGGAAGACCACGACCGCUUGGCCUUGGUACCCGUCGUCACCGCCGCCAUGUCCGACCCCGGAACCCCCCCGGAGCCGAUCCAGUGCCAGUUCUGCGAGCAGGAUCCGCCACAGGAAGCAAUGAAGACCUGCGUGACGUGCGAGGUGUCGUACUGCGAGGAGUGCCUCAGGGCCACUCACCCCAACAAGAAGCCAUUCACCGGACAUCGGCUCAUUGAGCCGAUGCCGGGAUCGCACCUCCGGGGCCUGCAAUGCCUGGAGCACGAGGAGGAAAAAGUCAACAUGUACUGUGUCACCGACGACCAGCUCAUCUGCUCCCUGUGCAAACUGGUGGGAAGGCACAGGGACCACCAGGUGGCAGCACUGAGUGAGCGUUUUGAAAAACUCAGGCAAGCCCUGGAUUCGAACCUGAGUAAUCUGAUCAAGAGGAACAACGAGCUGGAGUCGCUAAUGGGGAAGCUGAUUCAGACGUGUCAACACGUGGAGGUGAAUGCGUCCCGCCAGGAGGGCAAGCUCAUGGACGAGUGCGACCUUCUGAUCGACAUCAUCCAGCAGAGGAGGCAGAUCAUUGGGAGCAAAAUCAAGGAGGGGAAGGCACAAAGGCUACGCAAGCUGGCCCAGCAGAUCUCCAACUGCCAGCAAUGCAUCGAGAGGUCCUCUGUACUCAUCACACAAGCGGACCAGACACUGAAGGAGAACGACCACGCCCGCUUCCUGCAGGGCGCCAAGAGCAUCAACGACAGGGUUUCCAUGGCAACCGCCUCAACCCAAGUGCUGAUCCCCGAGAUACACCUGACAGACACGUUUGACAACUUUGCCCUGGACUUUUCCAGAGAGAAGAAACUGCUGGAGAAUCUCGAUUAUCUCACUGCGCCAUCGGCUGCGUGCAUUAGGGAGGAGCUGUGCACGGCAUCCUGCGACACCAUCUCGGUCCACUGGACAUCUGAUGAUGAAUUCACGGUCGUGUCCUACGAGCUGCAGUACGCCAUCUUCACCGGACAGUCCAACAUUGCUAGUCUGUGCAAUUCUUUGGAGAGCUGGAUGAUUGUGCCCAACAUCAAGCAGAACCAUUACACGGUGCACGGCCUGCAGAGCGGCACCAAAUACAUCUUUGUUGUCAAGGCCAUUAACCAAGCUGGGAGUCGAAGCAGUGAACCCGGGACUCUGAAGACCAACAGUCAGCCCUUCAAGCUGGACCCCAAAUCCGCUCACAAGAAAUUAAAAAUCUCCCACGACAACCUGACGGUGGAGCGGGACGAGAGCACGUCGAAGAAAGGCCACGGUCAGGAGCGCUUCACGAGCCAGAGCAGCUACGGCGUGGUGGGGAACGUCUACAUUGACAGCGGACGGCACUACUGGGAGGCGCUGAUUGGGGGGAGCACCUGGUACGCCGUGGGUAUAGCGUACAAGUCCGCCCCCAAGCACGAGUGGAUAGGCAAGAACUCAUCCUCCUGGGUGCUCUGCCGCUGCAACAACUCCUGGGUGGCUCGCCACAACAGCAAGGAGCUAGCCAUCGAGCCGGCGCCCCACCUGCGCCGUGUCGGCGUCCUCUUGGACUACGACGCCGGCUACCUGACCUUCUACGAUGCUGUGGGCUCCCAGCAGCUGCACACCUUCAACGUCUCCUUUGCCCAGCCCGUGUGCCCCGUUUUCAACGUGUGGAACAAAUGUCUGACAAUCCUCUCGGGCCUCCCCAUCCCUGACCACCUGGAGGGGCUGGAGCCUCAAGAUUGAAUGCAGUCACGUACAGUAUCAUCCUCGAAAUGACUGAUCCUGCAAUCA